Molecule: messenger RNA, 1783 nt
Organism: Phytophthora nicotianae INRA-310
Lineage: Eukaryota; Oomycota; Peronosporomycetes; Peronosporales; Peronosporaceae
Exons: 2
Coding region: 601-1035 (144 amino acids)
Source: RefSeq, a predicted model, not a curated record
CUCUUUCUCUGUAUGUCCCUGAAUUCUCCUAACUUCUGCAGCCUCGAGCGGCAAUACGUUUGCAUGUUGAAGUUGUCGCUGCACUUGGAUCUCCAGCAGGAUCCGCUCGAGUUCCUCGCCCUCCGUCACGCUGCGCGUCCACUUAAGUGCGAAGCUGUGGCCAUCUCGCUUGACCUCGUACACGUGAGCGAAUCCUCCUUCGUCCAGAGGCCUCAGUACCUCGUACACUUUGCCGUUCACGCGUGCAACGGCAUUCCCCAUCUUUGCGUCGGUUCAGGAAAUAGUCCCAAUUGGUGCAUUAUUUUUUUUAUUCGCGGACUAUUCUAUUGAUUUGCAUCCUCUGGAAGAUGGCUACGUGAGUGCCAAAUGGCUGCGUGCAGGCUUCUCUACUAAUGCUGCUGUGUAGGUUGCAGUCGUACGCCGCGCUCAACGCUAUAGCCCGUGACAAACUGGGCCAGGUGCUGUCCCGCGUGCUGGACAAGAUGGCCGCUAAUGUACGCUAGGAGAGAAUAGAACUGGAUACAGAUCUAAUGUCCAUAUUUUCUGUCAAUGUAGGAAGUUGAGGUGUUCACUGUUGACGAGAAGGACCAGCUCAAAGCGAUGCUGGCACUGUCAGACGCGCAGAUCGACGAGACGGUCGCAGUAGCCAAGGAGGUCUUUCAAGACGCGGCCGCGUUUGGCCAAGUGGAUCACAACCUGCUGCUGUCGCGUGGUGUGGACACCGACGUCGUGUCUGCCGUGGAGAAGACGUGGAGGAAGAGAGGACGCUCGCUGGCAGUGAAGAUCGCAGCGCUUCAGACGGUGGAGAUGCCCGCGUUGACGCUCCAAAAGACCGACUGGCGUCUGCACCUGGAAAUGGGGAGCAGCAGGCGCAGCGGACAGUCGCAACCGACAGCCAUUUUCCAGCUAGAGCUGGAGGAGGAGAUGAAGGGAUUGGACGUGGAGUUGUCGCACUCAGAGCUGCGGGCGCUGUUUCUACAGCUCAACGCCAUUCAAGCGGAGCUAGACGCGCCGCCAACGCCGUCUGCAGCGUAAAUAUACAUAAUGCAGAAUUUGUUGAGUACAACGCCGUCGCUAAUAUAUCCUAUGCUUCCUUCAAAGCGACUUAGGAAGAGUUCAGUGGUGAGUUGUCUGGUUAAUAUUUUUUUACGAAUUAUGUUGUUGGAGAUCAUGCAGCAAAUGCAGAUACAGUAGCGGAAUACGGCGACUUGGAUGUCACGAGGUGUGCGCUUGGACGUAUUGAAGUGGCUACAUAAGAACCACAGUGAAGAAUGCUUCGCUUUUGCGAUAGCUUGAACAGCAGAAUGUGGUCACUUGGACGUUGUUAAAAAGUUGCAGCCAACGCACAACUUGGGCAGCUGAAUAAAAUCGUGAGGAAGGAAGAACAUGUACGUACCACCGAAGAUAUGCUGGGCCGUAGAAAACGGCUACUGUGUCGUUGUGCGAUGGUUACAAGACAAUCGCGAGAGCUUUUCAAUGGUGAGAGCAAUUGUUGCAGAUCAUUUCGACGUGAUGCUGUUCCAGCAUUGAGUACAUCGAUGAAAACCAACUGCGCUUCAGGUGACGUGAUCAAAAAGCCGCGUUUGAAGUUGGUACCAUGGUGUCUCGAAGCCAAAUUCGUAGAGACUGGGGCGUAUCGUGUCGAGUCUCUUGGGGAGAUUGGUAUUAUACACGAACGAGAGUGGUUCCAUCGGCAAAGCUAACAGAAGAGCAAGCACGAAAUAUGGAAACACUAUUCGAACACAUUUUAAAGCAAUUCAUAACAACGGAUUAUUUUCGCGUU